Penicillium oxalicum is the source of this 372-nucleotide messenger RNA. Its product is annotated as nuclear transport factor 2 family protein. The transcript has 6 exons. The coding region runs from base 1 to 372 and encodes 123 amino acids. Gene Ontology annotation, cellular component: nuclear pore central transport channel. The record is from RefSeq and is a predicted model, not a curated record. Gene Ontology annotation, biological process: protein import into nucleus. Lineage: Eukaryota; Fungi; Ascomycota; Eurotiomycetes; Eurotiales; Aspergillaceae.
AUGUCUGACUUCAAUCAAAUCGCUCAGCAGUUCGUUGAGUUCUACUACAACACCUUCGACAGCAACCGCAGCGGUCUUGCCAGCCUCUACCGCGCCGAGUCGAUGCUCACUUUCGAGACUGCCUCCGUGAUGGGCGCUGAGCAGAUCACCGAGAAGUUGACCAGCCUGCCCUUCCAGCAGGUGCGCCACCAGCUCGCUACCCUCGACGCUCAGCCCUCUGGUGACAGCAUCAUUGUGCUCGUCACUGGUGCUCUCCUGGUCGAUGAGGAGCAGAAGCCCAUGAACUACACCCAGCUCUUCACACUGAAGCCCCAGGAUGGAAGCUUCUUCGUCCUGAACGACGUCUUCCGUCUGAUCUACGCUGCUGCUUAA